Rubroshorea leprosula is the source of this 1400-nucleotide messenger RNA. Lineage: Eukaryota; Viridiplantae; Streptophyta; Magnoliopsida; Malvales; Dipterocarpaceae. The record is from the annotation of a GenBank genome assembly.
GGGACCAACAUCCAGAAUUUGUCAAAAUGGUUGAGGAAAACUGGAAUUCUGCAGGGGUAGAGGGAUGGAAGGUGUAUGUGUGCAAAGAGAAGCUCAAAAGAUUGAGGAACAAACUGAAGAAAUGGAACAGUGAAGUCUUCGGAAGUUUUGAGAAGCAAAUCGCAGAGGCAGCAGCAAAAAUCAAUGAUGUUGACAAUAAGAAUGAGGACGGCGAAUUAACAGAGGAGGAUAUCAUGCUAAGAAAGGAAGGCUUUAGUGAAUUAUGGGAAGCAUGGAAAAGAAGAGAAGUGGCAUGGAAACAGAAGACAAAGCUCGACUGGGUAAAGCAAGGAGAUGCUAAUUCCAAGCUAUUCCAUAGAAUAAUGAACAGCAACAGGAGGAGAAAAAUGAUUCGGGGCAUAUACAAAGAUGGAGCCUGGAUAGAGGAACCAAGUGUGGUGAAGCAGGAAGUGCAUGAAUACUUCAACAAAAUCUUUCAAGAAGAGCAGUGGGAUAGAAGACAGCGUUUGGCUAGAAAGAGAAGUGCCAGCAGAAGAAGUGAAACAAGCAGUGUGGGAUUGCGGAGGAGACAAAUCUCUUGGAUUAAGAAAGUACUACCCAAGCUGAUAAGUGGGACACAAUCAGCAUUUUUGGGAGGAAGACAGAUCACAGAUGGUAUUUUGAUUCUCAAUGAAGUGGUAGAGGAAAUCAGGAGGAAAAAAAUCAGCAGCUUCAUAUUCAAAGCAGACUUCGAAAAGGCAUACGACAGUGUGAAUUGGGAUUUCCUGGAUGAAAUGAUGAGAAGGCUCGGAUUUGGGGAGAAAUGGAGAUUGUGGAUUAAGGAAUGCUUGCAAACAGCUUCAGUAUCAGUGCUUGUUAAUGGAAGCCCAACAGAAGAAUUUAAAAUGGAGAAGGGGUUAAGACAAGCUGUCAACAAAGAACUAUUCCAAGGAAUUCCUGUAGGCUCCGGAGAUCUUAACAUCUCACAUCUCCAAUUCGCUGAUGAUACUGUUAUAAUGGGGAAGGCAGAACCGGGCAAUAUUAAAGCAGUGAAAGGAAUUUUGAGAUGGUUUGAACUGAUCUCAGGCUUGAAGAUUAACUUCAACAAAAGUGUCUUGUACUCAUGCUGUGUUUCGGAAGAAUGGAGGAGAAUGGCAGCAGCUAAUCUUAAUUGCAAAUCUGGAGAGUUUCCCUUCACUUACCUCGGGAUGCCAAUAGGUGACAGUAUGUGCAGACGAAAGCCUUGGAUUCCAGUUAUUGACAACUUUAAUAAAAAGCUGGUAGUCUGGAAAGCGAAAAGCCUGUCGAUUGGUGGCCGACUUACAUUGCUAAGCCCUUCUAGGGAAGUGGUGGGACAGAUUUGGGAAGGAAGACCAUAGUUUAUGGAAGAGAGUUAUUGUAGAUAAAUUUUAUGGAGGAAG